Brassica oleracea var. oleracea is the source of this 968-nucleotide messenger RNA. RefSeq names its product B3 domain-containing protein At1g49475. Lineage: Eukaryota; Viridiplantae; Streptophyta; Magnoliopsida; Brassicales; Brassicaceae. The coding region runs from base 93 to 674 and encodes 193 amino acids. The transcript is spliced from 3 exons. The record is from RefSeq and is a predicted model, not a curated record. Gene Ontology annotation, molecular function: DNA binding.
ACCAAAAACAAAACUCUUUUCUCUUCAUAUUCCUCUUCUCUGUAAGAAAGAAAGAAAGAAAGAAAGAGUAGAAAAAAGAAAGCAAGAGUAACAUGAACACUACUCGGAGAGCUUCAUCUCGAAUCACGUCGGCAGCAUCUCAACGCAGGCAAAAACCAGAGCCAGAACCGGCAGUGAAGAAGUUCAUCAAGAUCAUUCUCCCGUCAACAAUCAAGGAAAAAAUGAUGAAGAUUCCGGCAAGAUUUGUGAGAUUAGGUCCUAAACUCACUGACACAGUGACCAUCCAAACUCCUGUUGGUUUCAAACGUUCGAUUCGCAUCAAACGAACCGGUAAUGAGGUUUGGUUUGACAAUGGUUGGAGUGAGUUUGCAGAGGCUCAUUCUAUAAGCGAAGGUCAUUUUCUAUACUUUUGUUACGAAGGGAACUCAAGUUUUCGUGUUAUGAUCUUUGAUGUCUCUGCUUCUGAGAUUGAUUAUCCAAUGGACAAAGUUCAUGUCAUUGAGAGUGAUGAUGAUGAGGUGAUGGAAGUUAUGGACACUGAUGAUGAAGAAGGGUUUACUAGGGUUGACAGUAGUGAUAAUGAUUCCAGUGAUGAAGAAGCGAUUGACUUGGAAAAAUUGUUGAAGAAGAAACCAAGAGUUAAUGUCAAGUCUGAGACGAUUAAUAUUGAUUAAUGUUGAAGAGACUGGCUCUAUGGAUGAGAGACUCAAGAAGAUAAGAGAGCCCUGAGGAGGAGUAAGAGAAGUUCUUAAAACUUAGUAUGUUUUUCUGUUUUUUUUUCCCCUUCAAAUGUCUCUGCAGUUUCUAACCGCAAGAUAGCUAUCCGUUUCUAGCCUCUUAAACAGGCUUGCAUGCUUAAUUUUAGUUAUAUAAUGUGUGCUUAUUAUGUAUUAAAUCUAAUAACUUUAGGCUUAAUUGUAGUAAGAACUUGGCUUCCUUGUGUAAUGUAUUGUCUAAUGUUGAAAUAA